This is a messenger RNA of Vairimorpha ceranae, 129 nucleotides long. RefSeq lists its product as hypothetical. The record is from RefSeq and is a predicted model, not a curated record. The transcript has a single exon. Lineage: Eukaryota; Fungi; Microsporidia; Nosematidae. The coding region runs from base 1 to 129 and encodes 42 amino acids.
AUGAGUAAAAAUAAAGAUGCAUUGAUCAUAGAUAAUUCUAAAUUAAUAUUAUUAGAUUUACAUUAUAAUUCCCUAGUAUGCAACAAGAAAUCUUUAUUCCUUUUUUUAUGUGCAUUAUCUAACUUUUAG